Molecule: messenger RNA, 1743 nt
Organism: Aspergillus chevalieri
Lineage: Eukaryota; Fungi; Ascomycota; Eurotiomycetes; Eurotiales; Aspergillaceae
Exons: 1
Coding region: 1-1743 (580 amino acids)
Source: RefSeq, a predicted model, not a curated record
AUGCUGUUUAAUCUCGGAUUGACCGCUGAUGCCGCCGCUGCCCACGAGAGCGAUCUCGUCGGCCCCCAAUCCCCUCCGAAUCCCCCCACCAGAGCCUCCUCACCAUUGACUGCGCUCUCCUCUUUACCAAGCCUAGGGACCAUCUACAAUAAAUAUAAGACAAUGGAACCACAGGCAACCCAUGGUGCUGCCCUGCGCGACAUGACCCGGAGUCCUGUCGAAUCCGUCUUGUCCAGCGACGGCGAGCAUUCCGUCGUCGAUACUGGCUUUCGCGCAUCUCGUGUCGGCCGUUCACAUUCUGUCAGAAAAUCUCUACGACCAAAAACUUCCUACCAAUUGGCCCACCCCGCCAGUCAUGCCCACCAUCGAUGCUUCAAAAUCCGCCCCAAGCUCCUGUUGCAGCUCCAGCAGGUGUCUCAUACUCCCCGUCCGCUUCCCAUCCUUGACGUCCUCCCCUCCACCGUCUUCCUACCCCGACUCGCGCGCAAAUUUCCUACAAUCUUUCGCGGAAAGAACGGUCUUGGUCCCAAUGACCUGAUCAUCGUCACAAGCGACUUGUAUGACGCGGAUCCAAGAGAUAGGACGUCACAGGGCGACGACAGCGAGGAUGAUGAACAACAGGAGGUGGUCGCAACCAUUUGCCAAUUGCUCAACGAGGAGGACUUGUCCAAAGGAAAAGCGGAAAUAUGCUUCAAUCGUGGUCCUGCGUGGGAAGCAACACCCCUCCCCAACGGUGCCUAUGAGUUCGUUGCACGCACGGCCCAGGGUGUCCAAACACUGCGGUGGGUUCCGCGUGGAUCGAAGAGCCGUCGCGUAUCCGCUCCCCCGGGCUCGCCUGUGCAGCCAGAAUCCAAGCGAUUCACCUUUAGCGUUAUCAACCCCAACACACGCCGCCAUCCAGUGCUCGCUAGCAUGACCCGCAACAACCUCGAGGUCUUUGAUCAGUACUCAAUGCCCACUGCUGCCCCGAGUAGUCUCCCCACAUCCGCCAUGUCCAUGAUCAGCGACGGUUCUGACGACACUCCAGUAGAUCGCAACCUAAUCGCUGUGGAUGAUGAUCUCCGCCUCCUGAUCAUCAUCACCAGUAUCUGGGUCGCGUUUCGAGAGGGUUGGUCGCAUAACUUUAGAUACAAUGAUUCGGCCUUGGUGUUGAACUCGAAGAUGUCCUCACCUGUUGUUUCCAGGCAUGCUUCACCAACUACCAUCAAACAUGCACCUGAUUACUUUUCGGUUGAUAAGGAAGGUCAGACAGUGGAGAACCCGCCGCGUAAACACCGCGUGUCCAUGUCCAAUGUCCCGUUGUCGUCAGAGCGCCUCAAGUCGUUGGCCUCUGCUAGAUUGGCGAAACGUUCGAACUCCACUGGCGCUGCAUUCAUUGAGCGAUCCAAUCGACGGAGCUCGGGGAGCAAACGACCUCAACGACACAGCUUCUUGCCCCCGAGCGACCUCUCCCGCGACGGCGUCGCUGGCCUAGAGGCAAUUCCGUCGGAAAGCAUCACAAACGGUAGUGGGCAGGCCAAGAAUGGGAACCCUCACUCUGAGAAUACGGUCAAGUUUGCCAACCCUGAGCCCACAUCCGAGAAACCUCGUCGCAAAGCCAGCCAGCGCGUCCCGCAACCCGAACCAACAACCUCAAGGGGCCUUGAUGGACAAACUUCAGAGUCAAGUCCUCCCGCCCCCAAAUCGAAGCGUCGACACCGCAUUAGCGGGUUUUUCGACUGCAUCUUCCGACGACACCAUUGA